AGUGACUUUCGCGCCGUCGCGUUGGCGCCCUCCCCAUUCACUCCGUAAACGUCUCACCUGUCACUCUUUCUGACAGAAUUCGGUUUCGCGAUGGCAGACGCAGCAGCAAAGAAACCAAAAGCCACGAAAAAGGCGAAAGAAGGCGCCGAGACCGUCGCCGCCAAGAAACGGAUAAGGAAAAGGCACGGUCGAUUAUACGCGAAAGCCAUCUUCACAGGUUACAAGCGGGGUCUUCGUAACCAGCACGAAAAUACGGCCUUGUUGAAGAUCGAGGGCACUUGUGAUAAACAAGAUAGCUGGUUUUACGUGGGCAAGAAGUGCGUUUAUGUGUACAAAGCCAAGAAUAAGACCUGUGUGCCUGGCAAGCCCAAGUCAGUCAAGUCGAAAGUUAGGGCCAUUUGGGGCAAAGUGACGAGACCUCAUGGCACCAGCGGGGCUGUUAGGGCCAAGUUUAAGAAUAAUUUGCCGGCGAAGGCUAUGGGACACCGCAUUCGCAUUAUGUUGUAUCCUUCCAGGAUCUAAACUUUUUACAUUGUAACAUAAGUUAUAUAAAAAAUAAAUCAAUUUUUAUUGGUG
Messenger RNA from Zophobas morio, 576 nucleotides. RefSeq names its product large ribosomal subunit protein eL33 (gene RpL35A). Bases 91 to 522 code for a protein of 143 amino acids. The transcript is spliced from 3 exons. The record is from RefSeq and is a predicted model, not a curated record. Gene Ontology annotation, cellular component: ribosome; cytosolic large ribosomal subunit. Lineage: Eukaryota; Metazoa; Arthropoda; Insecta; Coleoptera; Tenebrionidae. Gene Ontology annotation, molecular function: structural constituent of ribosome. Gene Ontology annotation, biological process: ribosomal large subunit biogenesis; cytoplasmic translation.